Tarenaya hassleriana is the source of this 1220-nucleotide messenger RNA. Its product is annotated as ethylene-responsive transcription factor TINY. Gene Ontology annotation, biological process: regulation of DNA-templated transcription. Gene Ontology annotation, molecular function: DNA-binding transcription factor activity; DNA binding. Bases 254 to 1000 code for a protein of 248 amino acids. Lineage: Eukaryota; Viridiplantae; Streptophyta; Magnoliopsida; Brassicales; Cleomaceae. The record is from RefSeq and is a predicted model, not a curated record. The transcript has a single exon.
GCACAUAUUAUAAAUGUUUUUGUGUAAUUGAGAAAUGAUGAACAAAUAAGAAACAUUUCCAUUUUCCUCAAAGUUUCUCACUUUCCUCAUUCGGUCCGAAUACAACAAGAGAUCUGUCGAAUUCUCAAUCUCUUUUUUAUAUCUUUCCACCAAAAGUUCUUUCCUUUCUUGCAUAUAUCCAUUGAUCCAACGUGUGUGUGUGUAUAUAUAUAUGUCCAAAUCGUGUUAGACGUUGGUUUUGCUCUGAGACACAAUGGUGGUUUCUCCGAGCUCGGAUUAUGGCGAUCGUACGGCCGAGAACUCGACGACUCACCAACUCGCCCACAAGUCGGGUCACGACUCGGCGAGUGAGGAGGGGAAGAAAACCGGGUUGGAGAAGGGGAAACGGGUCAGGGACUCGGGCAAGCACCCGGUUUACCGAGGUGUCCGAAUGAGGACGUGGGGCAAGUGGGUGUCCGAGAUCCGUGAGCCUCGGAAGAAGUCGAGAAUAUGGCUCGGCACUUUUCCGAAUCCGGAGAUGGCGGCGCGUGCACACGACGCGGCGGCGAUAAGCAUCAAGGGUGCCUCCGCCGUGCUUAACUUUCCGGACCUCUCCGGAUCUUUGCCCCGACCCGUUUCGCUUAACCCGCGGGACGUUCAGGCCGCCGCUCUAAAAGCCGCUCACAUGGAAACGACAUCGUCCUCCACUUCUCCGACGUCGUUUUCGUCCUCUCAGUCGUCUUCUUCGUUGGAGUCUCUCGUUUCGGCGAUUGACCUGUCUUCUUCGUCGUCGGGAACCGGGUCAGAGGAUCUCGGGGAGAUCGUGGAGCUGCCGAGUCUUGGAGCGAGUUACGACGGCUUGGCUCAACUCGGGGGUGAGUUCGUGUUCUCUGAGUCGGUUGAUUUCUGGGUGUAUCCUCCACCGUGGAUGCAGAGCUCGGAGGGAGAAUACGGGUACGUUAAUGGCGGAAUGCCCUUGAACCCUGGUUUCGACGGAGUCUUGUCAUCAUGGGAUCUCUAACGCCGUCUUUAAUGAUUACUGUAAUAAUGUGAAAGAGUUAUUGUGUGAUUAUUGUUAAUCUUGUACUUAAUCACUUUUUCUAAACCCUUUUACUCUUUGUGAUUUUUUUUUUUUUUGAUAAAAGGGUUGUCUUUUAUUUUGUUUGUGAGCUCCAUGAAUACGUGUACAGAACUGUAUUAAUGGGGCAAUUGCAAAAAUACCCUUAAAUGUCGAUUUCACU